UAGAAAAGCACUCAAUUUUAGGUCCAGUGAAUGAAGUGAAAUCGUUUGCAAUAAAUUGUUUUCCAUAGCAGGCGUAAGCAAUGUGGAGUUUGUCUUCUAACAAUAUUGAAUGACAAUUUUUUAUAUUAGAAAUACAUUGUUCGCAAUAAGUUAUAUGUAUCUAAGCUCAUAUAUAUAAAAGUCAUUCCAAUUAAAGUAAUCUGUGAAGUGUGGAGAUUACGUAAUUGUCCAGAUUGUCAAAUCCUUUAGUUUUAUUUUGCCAUCUCUGCAUUCGAAACGAAUAUCUAUAAAAAAGGAAAUGUCAAAUUUGAUUGCGUUAUUCGAAAUCAUACAACAAAAGUUAACCGCUUCUUAAAUGGACGAACGACUGCAACAAGUAUUUCGUCUGCGACCUUUGCAGGAAGAAACCAUUGCUUACCGCAAUAAUAUGAAACUUUACCGCACUCUCAUGAAACAGAUUUGCAAAGCUGAACUGCAGAAUCUUGUGAAUGUAGAAAUGAAUAUUGCGGAUAAAGAAAUCAAAAUGCCUGACCCAAAAACAGUACCACAAGAUUUCAGUGAAAAUGAGGACUUAACACCAAAGAUAGAUGCACUAUUGGAAGACGUGAGAACAACUGCGAUUGGAAUGGAUCUGCUAUAACUUAUAUCUAUGUAAUCCCGUUUGAUUUGCGAAAAAUUCCAUUGAGACAUUUGUAUGUCAUCUGCAAGCAUUCGAAGGACGGCUGCAAAGACUGCAUAAAAAAUAAAAUAUUAAUACAAUUAAAACUUCACAUAAAAACUUACAUUAAAAAGUGUGAUAAUUGGCUUCUUUUGGAAAAGACUGCCUUUUGUUCGAAUUAUCAGUAUAUAAUGCACAUCAAGCUAAAAAAUAAAAGUAAAUUAGAUAUACUGAAAAA
This is a messenger RNA of Bactrocera dorsalis (oriental fruit fly), 896 nucleotides long. RefSeq lists its product as uncharacterized. NCBI's taxonomy places the organism in Eukaryota, Metazoa, Arthropoda, Insecta, Diptera, Tephritidae. Bases 356 to 640 code for a protein of 94 amino acids. The transcript has 4 exons. The record is from RefSeq and is a predicted model, not a curated record.